CCAGCAUGGCAACAGGAAAUGCCUCAAGGACGACCGGGCGGUGUGGCGAUGGAUGCUGGUGCCCGGAAACUUGUUGUGUGUAACAAAGCAGCCAACAUCUACAGCCAUCUGUCGUACCAAUGAUGGUGUGGGUGGCUGCAGGAGCUGCCAAGACUGAUAUCGUCUAAAGACACCUGCUCUUGGGCAGAAUCAAGGGUCUCGCAUGGCCUUUGAUCGACGGUCAAGAAGUGGCUUGACACGAGACAUUCUAGAUAGCUGUCAUUUGACUUCUGGAUGGCAUGUGGGUGACACUUGAUAGACGGCGUCGAUCUAUCUGGUUGCUCGUCUUACCCGGCCGAGUGUUGAAGUGCAACACUCGCGUCAGGAACACCGCUGUGUCGAACUGAACUGAAGAGCAAGUAUUGAAUGCAUGGGAGCUAGUAGGCGAAUUCAUGCUGAAUAUUCACUACUACCUACAGAUACAAUAUCGUGGUGUCCCGCUGCACUGGAAAAGGCGGAGUGAUGUGAGUGACGGGGGGCUGAGAAAAGUGUGGGGUUCUCCCCCACGUCCCUUCCUCCCCGGGCUCUUCCUUCCGUGUCCUGUCCGACUUCAGCCGACUGCUGUUUCCUCAACAACAGCCUCGCGACUUCCCAAACGGUGUCUCCAUCACCGAUCCAAAUCAUAAAUAGGCACAUCAUCUGACCGGUACGUAACCACCCCGCCAAGUCAACUGACGAUGACAAUGUCGGAGGGGUUGCACGAGAGAGCUCGGCGGGAGGGCUAGAGGUCAGAACCGAAUCGUCCUGAAAUUAUAUCAGGGCUGUGCCUCAUCUUCGGUACUCAGCAGGGACCCUGGCAGAUACACGCCCCCAUCCCGCGUUGAGCAAGGUGCAGACGAUGGAACCCAUGCCAGAACAGGGCCAGCCAAACAGAGGCUUGUAUUCCUUAUCUCUAGCCAUCAGUCAGCCAAUGAAACAAACCACCAUCUCCAGUCAACUCCCUUCUUGAUAUCAGCAUCACUGUGGGGAGACAUGCCCACCUGCGUAGCACACAAGUAAGAAGAGACCUGGGAGUAGUGGCCGUUAAGUACAUAUGAUGUACAUGGAGUACAACUUGAGACAUUUCAUGACGCCGAGCAUUGCCUUGCUGUAAUUAUAGUGUGUGGUGAGCCGGGUCGACGAACCGGAGAUGUUAAGACGCCUCACCUCACACUACCUGCGGCCGCCCCUCCGUCCAGUUGCUCCUUCCAUCUGUGCUUUUUUUCUCAACAAUCCGGCGGCGAACUCGGGUACCCCUCUAGGUUUCUUUGAACACCUGUCCCCAGAAAGGAGCGAUUUCUUCAGUAAAUAAUACUUUUGUAUUGUGCUUCUUCAUCACACAACUACCACCGGCAGCAUCAACAGCACAGUAACACCAUAUCCGGGCCAUGACAACGACUCCAAACCGACGUCACAGCACCAUGUGGUGGGACGACGACACCAUUGAACGCACAGUCACACGCAUGUUUGUGUGUAGCCAUCUUAUUCCUGAGGAAAUCGAGCGACUCGACCGCACCCUGGGCUUUGGCGAUGGCUUGACCGAUGGGACUUAUUGGGAGUGGAUCGAGCAAAAGGCCAAGAGGAUUUUCCUCAUUCUUGUUGAGCUCAAAGUCCCUGACCAGAUCUUCGGCGUGAUUGACGACUCGUGGGACGACGAGGACCUGCCUAUUGCUCGGGACCAAGUUGAGCGACUCGCCCUGACCCCUACCAGAGACAGCAGGCUGGAACAGGAAUUCUACGAAAAGCAGUUUUACUAUCUACUUCGACCUCUGCGCAAGGGUGAGCAUGUCAUCUACCAAGAUAGCGAGGUGGUUCCGCUGGAGGUGGUCGAAAAGAAGCACGCCCCCGGCCAGACCCCUUUCUUCGACAAGGUCAUGCUUCCAGGCUACCCAGGAACCGUGUUCUGUCGUGUGAAGAUGCCGAUUGGCGGCGGCUACUCGAGCCCGGAAGACUUUCUGUUCGACGUGAACGGCAUUCGCAACGUCCAGAACGACCAUCUCGCUUCUUACUGGGCGUCCUAUGUUCAACAAGGCUAUGGCUAUGCCCUCUUCACCAAUGCGGCCGACUACACUCUCAAGGGCCUCCUCACCACAACGCCAGCAUGCUUCAAGAACAUGGAGAAAAAGGCACGACGGCGACAGGUUAUGGAAUGGAUCCACUGUCUCAUUGACACGGUGUGUUUCCUUCACAACAGAGGCCUAUCUCACGGCAACAUCAAGCCUUCCACAGUCUUGUUUGCCAGCGAGAACCAUAUCUUCCUUUCAGACUUGCUUGGUUACACUGGACUGGACAGAAACUCGUUCGAUAAAGAGUCAUAUGACUACGCGGCGCCGGAGCAGUGGUUUAAACCGAGCUCACCAUCGUCAACUUCGUUUCACCGCCGAGGAACCGUGACAUCCACGACAGCUUCACCUGAAAGCCCCAACUAUAUCACCAGCCGUUCCACCCCCGAUUCCAGCCAGCACCCGAUGGCCAUGAUGCAUGCACCCACGCCUCACCUGAGUCCCCAAGCGGCAGACAUCUUUUCCCUCGGUUGCAUAAUUCUGGACCUCCUCAGCUUCCUGGUAAAGAAGCACGGAAGACCGUUCGCAACACAUCGGGCCGCAAAGCACAAGACCCCUAGCAGGGGCGGUGCUGUCCCUGACUCGUCGUUUCAUCGGAACCUAUCUCAGGUCGAGAGCUGGAUGACCCUACUGGUCAAGGAAGCCCAGAAAAAGGAGAAGGACGACGACAUAUUCAAAGGCAUCGCCCCUAUGCUUCAUAUUGUUGAGCACAUGCUUUCCUCUCAUCCUACCGACCGCCCUGACGCCCAAGACUUACAGACGAGAAUGUACAAGAUUUUAACGGAUCAUUGCGGGAUUUUGGAGCCGCACUGUGUACAUCAGUAUGACAACGGCUGGGACUUUGGCAUGGCAAGCCUGAAGCUUGACACCACUGGUAAUAGACGAGCCAGUGGUGGCUCAGGACGUCACCACCCACGGAACAGCAUUGGAAGCAGGGGAAGCGGACGAAGCUCAGGUUCUGUUCAGGACCUGCAGGGCCAGGAAACCUUUCUAGUCCCUCGGCUCUCCAGGUCAAGGAGCUCUAGAGGACCUCCUUCCGUUGCAUCGAGCCGGGCUCCCCUUUUCGCUGCACCAAGAGAGGGUUGGAAAGGCCCAAUGACGUUUUGGCAAACGGAUUCGCGAAUGAUGGCCACUAGGUAGAGAAGCAACAUCUGCCCUAUUUCUUCGUUUGUUCAUUCAUGGGAUGGGGAGUUGGCGAAAACCUAUGGGACCACAGGUCAUUGCUUUUGUGAGAUCUCUUUGCAUUCAGAGUCAACUGAAUUUCUUUUGUUUUGAUGAUUUCUUUGGGAAACACAGUGUCAUGAUGUUAAGAGAGGACGGGAGAAAUGUGCAUAUAAAUGGUGCAUAUGUCGGAAUACAUAAGGCUGGCGUUGUUUGGGAAGUGUAAGCAUCGAUACCCGGUGGAAUUUAGCUGCCAUGUUUUCUAGCAAGAUCUCAUAUCUCUUUUCGAGAUUGUUGUUGGGAUAAUUCAUGAUGCCGUCUUGAUCACGGUAAGUGGCUCGAAGAAGUUGUUCAUUUGUAGUCUGAUAUGCCUAUGAUGUAUGCUCC
Molecule: messenger RNA, 3629 nt
Organism: Podospora pseudopauciseta
Lineage: Eukaryota; Fungi; Ascomycota; Sordariomycetes; Sordariales; Podosporaceae
Exons: 2
Coding region: 1407-3221 (604 amino acids)
Biological process (GO): peptidyl-serine phosphorylation
Molecular function (GO): ATP binding; protein serine/threonine kinase activity
Source: RefSeq, a predicted model, not a curated record